UCUCACAUGCUCCACACUUGCUCGGCUGAGUCACACGGAUUUCUAGGAGCCCCAAAGAGUGUUCCCCCCCCUUUCUUCCCGGACACAUACUUCCGUUUUGCCCUGGGACUCCAAAGGGGUGCAGUGGGACAGAUCGACCCUGGAGUUUUGGGAUGCCCCAGCAGGAGGGGAGGCCAGAAAGCAGAGCUGACGCCCGGCCUUGACUUGUCGGCCCUCCUCGGUUGGUUGCCGGUGAUCUGGGAUGACAAAAGUCUUUGUUCUCUCCCAAACACUGGCGCUUUGUGUGUUUUGACUUGUGGAGCAGCAGUACCGCCGGGCCUUGGCACACCCACACGGUUGCAUAAGAGGUGGGGUUUUUUCCCUCUGCUGUCAGCCUGCCAAGAACAGGGGAAAGGCCCUUUCCAGAGUAGCUUCUUUGCCAUCUGGAGGAAAGGAGGGGAAGCCAGCCGGUGGGCCUGUGCCGAGUUCGAGCGCUUCCCCCACGCACACACUCAGCCGCUGGAAGGGAGACCUCGAGGAGCACCGGUCGUCUAAAGAGGUGGGAGGCGGUGACGGGCGCGGGGCCCAGAGGCGCAGAUCUCACCUGGUCUCUCUGCGCACUGCGAAUAAGAGAGGAGAACUGUGCGGAAGGACACCUGUUCUCGGCUGCAGCCGCCCGUGAUUGCAGCAGACCAUGGGCAACGGCAUGAACAAGGUUCUCCCCGGACUGUACCUUGGGAACUUCGUAGACGCCAAAGAUUUCGACCAGCUGAGCCGGAACAACAUCACCCACAUCCUCUCCAUCCACGAAUCCCCGCAGCCAUAUAUUCCGGGAAUCACCUACCUUCGGAUCACGCUGCCCGAUACACCAGAAGCUAACAUCAAGAAGCACUUUAAAGAAUGCAUUCAUUUUAUCCACUCCUGCCGCCUGCGUGGAGGAAACUGCCUCGUGCAUUGCCUUGCCGGGAUCUCUCGCAGUACCACCAUCGUCCUGGUGUACGUCAUGGCGGUGACGCAGCUGAACUGGUACGAGACGCUGGAGGCCGUCAAGGCGGUGCGGUCGGUCGCCAACCCCAAUCCUGGAUUCCGUCAGCAGCUGGAGGAGUACGGGAAAAGCAAGUCUGCGCAGAAGAUCCGUCGGCAGCUUGUGCGCAAGUACGGAGCAUCCCCUUUCAACGACGACGAGGACAUACGAGGCCUGCUGCCGGCUGACAAAAGACCUCCCGCUGACCUGCCUCGGCAGAUUCUGUCGCCAAAGAGCCACAGUGCCAAGCACACGGGCCCCUUUCUGUUGCGGGUGAAGGAGACAUUCUCCUGCCUCCCGGGGUGUCUGAAAUGAACUCCCUUUGGGCACGCUGGGAAAUUCACAGAAACUACGUGCAUUGGACUGGCAGGGGCCCAAAUCUGGCAAGGAAUGCGCUCGGCGCUGGAACCACAAGAGGGAAAUUUUAAGUGUUAACGGACACUGUGCAGUUGAGAAAGCGGAACUGUCUGGAGGUGACCGAUUAUCGGCCUCGGUUUCUUUUGCCCGUGGAACGGAGGUGAUUCAUACAGGAAGAGGCACCCAGGAAGUGUGUUGCAGAUUCCAAAGUCCCUCUCACUAGCAGGGCCGUGAGCGAAGGCUUCGUGCCCUGUCUUGCAGAUGGGAUUCUUCACGCCCGAGACUGGGAGUCAUCUGCCGGUCAAAGACUUCCCAACACAGAUUCUUUGG
Messenger RNA from Gekko japonicus, 1690 nucleotides. It is a transcript of the gene DUSP15, whose product is annotated as dual specificity phosphatase 15. Bases 674 to 1318 code for a protein of 214 amino acids. Gene Ontology annotation, cellular component: cytosol. Gene Ontology annotation, biological process: regulation of cell population proliferation; protein dephosphorylation; transforming growth factor beta receptor signaling pathway. NCBI's taxonomy places the organism in Eukaryota, Metazoa, Chordata, Lepidosauria, Squamata, Gekkonidae. The transcript has 7 exons. Gene Ontology annotation, molecular function: protein tyrosine/serine/threonine phosphatase activity. The record is from RefSeq and is a predicted model, not a curated record.